CACUUCAAAAUCACAUACUCAAAAGUCAAAGUUCUCAGUUGCACUUAGCAUAGGCAACGGUUCUAGUGAGCAAUUUGUUUUCUUGCUUUCUUAAUAAUUAUAGUUACAUCAUCAAUAGUUUUUCUAUUAAAAACAUGAAAUCUAGUACCAAGUACCAACCACAGCAGUAAUGAUGGUGCGACGACCGAGUCCCGACCAGGAACUUUGGCAAAAUCUGAACUGUGUGGUGAAUGGGUCGCCUUUACAACGCAUGGCAAUUUUCUUGUGGAUUCGGAGAAGGCCCUGAGACUGAGUUAACAAGGAAAUGAGUCUAGCUAGACAGGAGUGUAAAGAGCUUUCUUUAGGACUAGAGCUGGCCACCAAGUAUGGUAUUUUCAAAGUUACGGAAUGCAUUGCUAUGGGCAGAUGCUGUGAAGUUUAUCAGGGUGAACAGAGCUCCACAAAAAAAUGUAUUGCUCUUAAAGUUUUUCGCCGUUGUCAAGAUUAUGGAGGUGCUCUCCAACGAGAACUGUCAUUUCUCCAGAAACUUUGGUGCUCCAGAUGCCCUUGUUGUGGACCAUCUAGGUGAAAUGCGGUAUGAGGGUCGGGACAUCUUGCUCCAAGAAAUGUUAACUUGUACUUUACGUGAUAUAUUUUUAAGUAUAGAAGGAAGUUCAUGCUCUGCUUGGCUGGUAAUAACUCUUGCCAAUGAUAUACUAAGGGGCCUGGCACACAUUCAUAAUAAUGGUAUUGUUCAUGCUGAUCUUAAACCAAUGAAUUUAAUGUGGGAUGCUAAAACUUCUACGUUUAAAAUCAUAGAUUUUGGACUAAGCUUCAGAACUACAGAACAAUAUACUCACGCUAUUCAGAGCAAAGGCUAUCAGGCUCCUGAGUGCAUGAGGUGGAAUUCUUUUUCUGUGGCACAGAGAUUCAAAGCAGUAGAGACACCAGGACCACCUGCAGACGUUUGGAGUGCUGGUUGCAUUAUUAUUGAGGCGAUGACUGGAAGUCAGUUUUCUUAUGGCGAUGGUGAAAACACUGAAGAAACAUUAAGAGCAAGAGUGGAAGCCAUGUCUUGCUCCUAUAGUGGACCUUUCAUUGUAGAAGCACAAAGAUUUCUCAUCAGAUGUUUACAGGUCUCACCUAGAAGACGGCCCGGCGCAGAUGAAUUAUUGGGUGAUCCUUGGCUGAAGCAAUACCAUCAGCCACUUUUUACCGAUACAGUGCUUUUGCCAACAACAGUAAUACGAAUCUUGAAUGCUGAAGAUCCUGGCGUUGCUGACUCUGGCAUUACUAAAGAAUGCAGAAUUCUGAAUCUUUGUAAGAAAUAUGGUGAGACAAGAGGUCAUCAUUUUGAAGCUGCUCUUGGUCACUUUUAUGUUUGCUACCAGGAACCCUCAGAAGCAGAGGCUGCACAGCAAGCUCUUACAAAAUGUUUGAUAAAUGAUAGAAUGAUUAUUGACUUUCUAUUCAUUUUCUUCCUGGACAAAAAGAGAUUUUUACUAGAUAUAUAUGAAUAUAUGAAUGCAAAACAUUUUUACUGUAGCAUUUUAUGUAAUGUACAAAUCUUAUUUAUAAUUGUUAUUGAUAUGCCAAUUUUAGUACAACUGAUUAUAUGA
This is a messenger RNA of Macrobrachium nipponense, 1598 nucleotides long. RefSeq names its product serine/threonine-protein kinase Kist-like. NCBI's taxonomy places the organism in Eukaryota, Metazoa, Arthropoda, Malacostraca, Decapoda, Palaemonidae. The record is from RefSeq and is a predicted model, not a curated record. Gene Ontology annotation, molecular function: ribonucleoprotein complex binding; protein serine/threonine kinase activity; ATP binding. Gene Ontology annotation, biological process: positive regulation of translational initiation; regulation of protein export from nucleus; peptidyl-serine phosphorylation. Gene Ontology annotation, cellular component: nucleus; neuronal ribonucleoprotein granule.